Paramecium tetraurelia is the source of this 1608-nucleotide messenger RNA. RefSeq lists its product as uncharacterized. Gene Ontology annotation, cellular component: Golgi apparatus. NCBI's taxonomy places the organism in Eukaryota, Ciliophora, Oligohymenophorea, Peniculida, Parameciidae. Gene Ontology annotation, molecular function: protein binding. The transcript is spliced from 3 exons. The record is from RefSeq and is a predicted model, not a curated record.
AUGUUCUCCAACAGAUCUCAUACAUAUAGGAAGAAUGACUCCUUAAAACUUUAACCAGUAAGUCCAUCUGAAUCUCAUCCACUAGAAUCAGAAUACAAAUAUUUACCUUUGAUUACAAGAGUUAGUUAAGAACAAUUGGACCCAAAGUGGUAGGAAUGCAAAAUAGACGGCAAAAACCUCUUACCGAGAUCAAGCUCAGCAAUAACCAUCUUAAACAAUCAUUUAUAUUUAUAUGGUGGAUAUUAGUAUGCAAUUGGUAUUAUGAAAGACUUCUACAAACUCAAUCUGAGUGCUCCAACCUACAGCUGGUAGAAGAUUAAAUGCGAAUACGAACCAGGACCUCGUUGCAGACAUUCCAUUUGCAGUUAUUAAGAGGACAUUUACAUAUUUGGUGGAUAGAUAGCUGAUUCGAUAUCAACAAAUGAAAUUUUUAUUCAUGACGUCAAAUAACAAUAAUGGAAAAAAUUAAAAGUUAAUAAAACCUAUCCAUAACCUCUGGAUAAUCAUUGUGCAACAUUAUAUGAGGAUCAAUGGAUUAUCUUUGGUGGAUUUUACAAUGGCGAUUAAUGUAAACACUCUAAUGAUUUAUUCAGCUAUAAAUUUAGAGAGAAUAAAUGGCUCAAAUUGAAUAAACAAAAAGGAAUGGAACCUGCCCCUAGAGAUGGAAGUUCUAUGACUAGUCAUAACAAAAGUGUUUAUAUAUUUGGAGGUAAAAAUGGGGAUCUCAGAUAUAAUGACCUUUGGCAAUUCAAUAUGUUAAGUUAAGAAUGGAUUUUUAUUGCCAUUAACAAGUUGAAGAAUAUUCCAAUGAGCAGAUCAGGACAUUCACUAAUCUCUUAUUAGAAUAAUUUAAUCGUUUUCGGAGGUAUUCAUGAUGUGACCUGGGAACUUGAUGAUUUGCAUUGUUUCAAUCUGGAUCUCAAAGAAUGGAGAACCAUUAACUCAGAUUCUUCCAGAAGACAGGAACAAGAACUGCUUUCCCCUACAAAAACUAAUAGAAAUCCACCAAAAAAACGAAAACCCAAGAGAUUACCCAUCUUGCUUAGACCAUUAAGUUUGAGAAAAUCACCAUGUCCUUCACCUAAAAAACUUCAUUCUUUUUCGUAAUCAUAACAUUCCUCUUAUUCUACUAACAAUCAAAACAAUUAUGCAAGUUCUGAUCUAAGUCAAUGUUAAAGCAACUUGAAUAAUUAAAAUAAUGUAACAGUCCAAACUUCUUUAAACAAUGUUUAGGAAAGAAAAAGAUGGGAAGAAUUUAAGAAAAAGACUGCCAUGUUGAAAUUAUUUGAAGUUGAAAAUAGAGAAAUUAUGAACUUUUAAGACGAUUGCAAUGUUGCUGAGAAAUUAAAAACAUCUAUUAUUUUAAUUGGCAAUCCUAAAUAAGACUUGAAAUUAAAAAAAGGAAUCUUAACGGAAUUUGGAUAAUAAAUCAUAUCCAAAUUUCUUUAACCCUUAACAGGGGGAUAGAAUACCAUUAAUGGCAAGAAACCUUGUGCAAGGGAUGGCCAUGCUGUGGCUGUAUUUAAUGAUUUUAUGAUUCUAUUCGGAGGAGACAGACAUACGAUGUCUUUUAACGAUUUGUAUUUAUUGAACUUGAAUCAAUUUUGA